Molecule: messenger RNA, 1635 nt
Organism: Malaya genurostris
Lineage: Eukaryota; Metazoa; Arthropoda; Insecta; Diptera; Culicidae
Product: LIM/homeobox protein Awh-like
Exons: 3
Coding region: 395-1237 (280 amino acids)
Biological process (GO): neuron differentiation; regulation of transcription by RNA polymerase II
Cellular component (GO): nucleus
Molecular function (GO): DNA-binding transcription factor activity, RNA polymerase II-specific; RNA polymerase II transcription regulatory region sequence-specific DNA binding
Source: RefSeq, a predicted model, not a curated record
CAGUUGUGAGAGGAUGCUGGAUCGAGUAGUUGGCUCGUGACUUUGGCUGAGAUAGUGUGGUGUGUUUUGUGGAAAAGUAACAAACAAAAAAAACCUGCCUGUGAAUAAGCUCUAAAGCAAAGUUAUAAACGAGGAAGAAAAAAAAACAGGAGAACAGAUGUGUUGAGCCGUUACUUGAAAGGUGAUUGAGCGAUUGGAUGGUUCGUCGCUUGAUAGUUUGGGAAUUGUGUGAAGGCCGUUUCGGAAAAGGUGGAAUAGUGCUAUAAACUACGUUCUAUCGAGAAAAGUUACCGGAUUAUUCUAUGUUUUGUGAAAUAUUAUUGCUAUCGAAAAGAAAUUUCUACAAGUUAAUCAAAUUGAGGAAACAUAGCUGUGCACUGCAAAAUCUGGCAUUAUGAAGACGGAAUACAAAUCCUGCGGUGGCUGCUCAGAACAGAUCACCGAUCGGUACAUCUUCGAAGUGAGUGGUUGCGCGUGGCACGGAUCCUGUCUGCGAUGUAGUGUAUGCUACUGCUCCCUGGAACGUCAGACCUCGUGCUACUUCAAGGACGGUGAAGUGUACUGCAAGACAGAUUACAUCAAAAAAUUCAAAACCAGCUGCGCAAAAUGUUCCCGCUCCAUCUCCCCUUCGGACUGGGUACGGAGGGCGCGAGAUUUCGUGUUUCAUUUGGCGUGUUUCGCGUGUGAUUCCUGCGGUCGGCAGCUCUCCACGGGGGAACAAUUUGCCAUCAUCGACGAUCGGGUGCUGUGCAAGACACACUACAUGGAGUUGAUUGAUGAUGGGACAACUUCCAGCGAGGAUGGCUGCGAUGCGGAAGGCAACGGCAAGAACAAAACCAAGCGGAUACGGACGACUUUCACCGAGGAACAGAUUCAGAUACUGCAGGCAAACUUCCAGAUCGAUAGCAACCCCGAUGGGCAGGACCUGGAACGGAUAGCACUGGCUACAGGGCUGAGCAAACGGGUGACGCAGGUGUGGUUCCAAAAUUCGAGGGCGCGCCAGAAGAAGCACGGUGAGAUUUACUCCCCCGGUACGGAUGUGUGCGAUACUAAUCGGUUUGUGUCAUUCGCAGUACCCCGUGGCCAGGAACUGUUCAACGGGCUUCGAUCGGAUUUGAACAAUAACAGCAAUAGCAAUGAUAGUCACAGUCAGGGCGGUACUCCGAUAAGCGAAGAAUGCGCUCUGGCCAAAGCUUCCAUCUUCAACCACCAUGGCUUCAUCAAUCUGAUGGUGUGACACGAAGCCAGGGGACCCCAUCCAAUGGGUGGACCUGAUCAUCACCAGCAACACGUCAGCUACUCCUGAGGAUAGCUAACCUACGGUUGGGCGCAACCGCCAAUGCCCUGAGAAAUGCCCGUAAGAUUUCCACCGCGGGAUGACACGGGAGGUCACUUGCCUACCAGCUGUCUGUUUACACCAAAGAAAAGAGAGCCUCUACGAAGGAAAUUUCUCAAACCCCAUACUGCAAACAGAGGUUUGAGUUGGCUUCUGUAUAGAGACAGAUAUAUUUAUGUUUCCAUGAUUGCACACCGAUUCGUCGUUACAGAGUUUCAUGUGUUUGUGAUAAUUUCUAUGCAUUAUGACUAGAAAUGGUGCUUAGCAUAGGUGAAUUGAUACUUUUUUUUUCGAAGAUU